Molecule: messenger RNA, 4257 nt
Organism: Abrus precatorius (Indian licorice)
Lineage: Eukaryota; Viridiplantae; Streptophyta; Magnoliopsida; Fabales; Fabaceae
Product: auxin response factor 19-like
Exons: 14
Coding region: 305-3628 (1107 amino acids)
Biological process (GO): regulation of DNA-templated transcription; response to hormone
Cellular component (GO): nucleus
Molecular function (GO): DNA binding; protein binding
Source: RefSeq, a predicted model, not a curated record
AACAGUUGUCAACCGUCUUCCUCUCACUAAAUAUAACAUGUAAGAGAGAGACAGAGAGAGGAACCAAACCAAAUGUCCGGCGGCCAUACCUUCGCCGCUACACUUUUCCGGCAAGUCACGCCGUCGCUCCCAGCUAUUAAUUGAUUUGACUUCACUGUCUAUUACGAUUCUCUUUCUCGCCAAAUUUUCCCUAUCCCUACCUCACUUUUUCUAUCGUUUUUGAAUCAUUUGCUUUCACUCGCACAUUCCAGUAUUAUGCUCUGUUUGUAUCAUCUCCGAUCAAUCAUCAGCAGAGAGAUGAACUAUGUCAACUGAUUCCACUGCAAUGAAUACGCAGCCAGACGCUGCCGCUCCCAACCUUGGCGAAGGAAUGACACGUGGCGAUGAUGUAGGAGGAGAGAGGAGGAGCAUAAACCCUGAGCUAUGGCAAGCUUGUGCGGGACCGUUGCGCAACCUUCCUUCGCCGGGGACUCACGUCGUUUACUUCCCUCAAGGACACAGCGAACAGGUUGCUGCAUCUUUGAAGCAGGAUGUGGAUGCCCAAAUCCCAAACUAUCCUAAUCUUCCCUCCAAGUUACCGUGUCUCCUUCACAAUGUCACCUUGCAUGCAGAUCCAGAAACUGAUGAAGUAUAUGCUCAGAUGACACUUCAGCCGGUGCAAUCUUUUGAUGCAGAUGCCUUACUAAGAUCAGAUCUUUCCCUCAAGUCAAGUAAGCCCCAACCUGAGUUUUUCUGCAAACAACUGACAGCGAGUGAUACAAGUACUCAUGGAGGUUUCUCUGUACCCCGCCGUGCUGCAGAGAAGAUUUUCCCCCCUCUUGAUUACUGUGUUGAACCACCUGUUCAAGAACUUGUGGCCAGGGAUUUGCAUAAUAACAUUUGGAGAUUCCGCCAUAUAUAUCGUGGAAAACCAAAACGUCACUUGCUUACAACUGGAUGGAGUCUAUUUGUCAGUGGAAAGAGACUUUUAGCUGGAGACUCUGUUUUAUUUGUAAGAGAUGAAAAGCAGCAGCUUCUUUUGGGUAUCAGACGAGCUAACAGGCAACCCAUCAAUAUAUCAUCCUCAGUACUAUCUAGUGAUAGUAUGCACAUUGGAAUUCUGGCUGCCGCAGCUCAUGCUGUUGCAAACAAUAGUCCUUUCACUGUGUUUUAUAAUCCUAGGGCUAGUCCCUCAGAAUUUGUUAUUCCUUUAGCCAAGUACUACAAGGCAGUGUAUAGCUACUAUAUAUCACCUGGCAUGCGCUUCCGAAUGACAUUUGAAACUGAAGACUCUGGAACAAGAAGAUAUAUGGGUACAAUUGUAGGUGUCAGUGAUCUGGAUUCUGUGAGAUGGAAAAACUCACUAUGGCAUAAUUUGCAGGUUGGUUGGGAUGAUGCAACUGCUGGGGAAAGGCAAAGUAGGGUCUCCAUCUGGGAAAUUGAACCUGUGACUGCUCCAUAUUUCAUCUGCCCACCUCCAUUCUUCAGACCCAAGAGACCUAGACUACCAGGAAUGCUAGAUGAUGAGCCAUCAGAUUUCAAUAACCUUUUCAAGAGUACAAUGCCUUGGGUUGGUGAUGAUAUGUGCAUUAACGAUUCCCAAGCUCUUCCUGGCUUGAGCUUAGUUCAAUGGAUGAGCAUACAGCAAAAUCCUGCUCCAGCUAACUCAUUUCAAUCAAAUUAUGUGCCUUCCAUGGCCGGAUUGGUUCUGCAAAAUCUUCCUAGUGCAGAUACCUCAAAUCAGCUGGGAUUUUCUACUUCACAAAUCUCUCAGUCGAACAAUUUAUCCUUUGAUGCUCAGAAGAUACUUCAGACUUCCCAGCAGCAUGAUCACAUUCAGAAGCUACCAUCCACAUCCCCGCCACAGCAACCAAGGAACUUGAUGAGUCAAACUUUACCACAGAGUGAAGUUCACACCCAACUUCUGAAUCCCCAGAGUCUUGUCCAAACCAACAAUAUUCUUCAACAGCAACAAUCAUCCAGUCAAAACCACCAACUGCUUAGAGGUCUGUCUCAGAACCCACCUCAGCAACAUCAAGUAACUACAAUGGGUCAGAAUCAACUGCAAAAUUCGAUUCAAUCCCCUAUGCCUGAUUAUGUUAAUCAUCAAUUACAGAUGUCUGAUAAUCAGGUUCAGCUUCAGUUGUUACAGAAGCUUCAACAGCAACAACAAACACUGUUGGCAAAGCAAUCUGCUUUGCAGCAGCCUGCUCAACUUAUUCAAAUCCCAGACCAGCAGAGGAAGCUUUUAGAUGUAGCACACAACUCUAGGGCCCUAACUCCUGGUCAAGUACUGGAAAUUCCUCCUACUCUUCAAAACUCCCUCCCUGAGGCUAGAUCUUUAACUCCUCAGAUAACAAUGCCUAGUAGUCAGAAAAAUGUUCAACUCUCUAAUCUAUCCAAGCAACCUGGCUUAUUGUCUGAAAUUUCUGGUCAUGUUGGACUUCCCCCUACAGCUACAACCAAUCUACAUUCAGCAUCGGGCUGUAGUAUACUGACUGGAGCAGGGCAAUCAGUAAUUACUGAUGAUGUUCCAUCUUGUUCCACCUCACCUUCCUCAAAUAACUUUGCCAAUGCACUCCCUCCAGUGAUAAGUUCCCAGAUCCAUAGGAGAACAAUGGUAGAGGAUGACAUGGCUCUGUCUGCUGUCACGAUCUUGAGUCCAAGUGUAUUAGAAACCAUGUCAUCUAAUGCAAACAUGGUAAAAGAUGUGCAUUCAAAGUAUGAAGUUAAGCCUUCUUUAAACAUUUCCAAACAUCAGACUCAAGGGAAUUUUGCCCCUAAGGCCUACUUGAAUGGUGGUGUGCAGACAGACUAUUUGGAUUCAUCAUCUUCUGCAACCUCGGUUUUCCUUUUUCAGAGUGAUACUCAUAUGCAUCAGAAUAACAACCCAUUGUCUUAUAAUCCACAGUCAAUGCAUUGUAGAGACAAUACUCAAAAUCUGGAUGUUCAGGCUGACUCUAGGACCAACAUUCCAUAUGGCAAUCACAUUAAUGGGCAAAUGGAAAUGUCACCAAAUCUAGAUCCUCUUCUAACCAAAGGAACUAUGGGGCUGGGUAAGGAUUUGCCAAAUACUAUCUCCUCAGGAGGCUUGCUUGGGGACUACGAAAAUAACAAAGAUGCUCCAGAGCUUUCAUCUUCAAUGGUUUCUCAUGCAUUUGGAGUCCUUGAUAUGAGCUUUAAUUCAAUUGAUUCCACCAUAAACAGUAGUAGCUUCUUGAAUAGUGGUCCAAGGAACCCACCAUCAUUGCCACUGCCACCGCCAUUGUUGCCACCACCAUCACAACAACAUCAGUUUCAGCGGAAGAGAACAUACACCAAGGUAUAUAAACGUGGAGCCGUGGGAAGGUCCGUAGACAUUACACGAUAUUCAGGUUAUGAAGAGCUUAAACAGGAUUUGGCUCUUAGAUUUGGUAUUGAGGGACAGCUGGAAGAUCGGCAAAGGAUAGGUUGGAAACUCGUUUAUGUAGAUCAUGAGAAUGAUGUUCUGCUUGUGGGAGAUGACCCCUGGGAGGAGUUUGUUAACUGUGUACGCUGCAUUAAAAUACUUUCUCCUCAAGAAGUUCAGCAGAUGAGUUUGGAUGGAGAUUUUAGCAAUGGUGGCCUUCCAUAUCCAGCCGGCAGCAGCUCUGAUGGUGGGAAUACUUAAAUUUUGUCCAGGAAUCUGCAAACUAAUCUUCCAUGUUGAUAGCUUAAAUUGGUUGUAGGAGACAUACAUUAUUAUGUCUUUGUGGGGUAAACUGCUGACGAUUUUAUCCUACUCCGGCAGCCAGGGUAAUACUUGCAGUUAAUAGGAUAAAUUUUAUCGCUACUCUGGACAGGCAAAUUUGAAGAACCAAUAAGAGAAAAUAGUGGAAAACGUGCCACCAGUCAGCAACUUCCAUCAAGAUUGUUAACCGGGAAAUGAAUCAAAUAUUUGAAGCACUCGCACACCCCAACAAAGUUAGAUGUAUUAAGCCAUGCAUUGUUGUAAAGUUAAUGGAGCAGAAGUUCUCUUAGCUUUGUUUGGAAUAUCUAUUUAAUUCAGGGUAUUGUAAAAGGAAAGGUUAAAUUAUCACAGCAUAGUUCAGUGUAUAAAAAGUAGGUUUCGUCUGCAGUCAUUGACAGGAAUUCUCGAUCUUUUGUAAACACCAGGCAGCUAGAUCGGGAGAAAAUUUCCAGUUUUCCACUAAUUCUAAUGUAGUAACGUUGUAUGUAUUGUAUUGCCAAAUUGAUAUUGAUGCAUCAAUUAUAGAAAAAAAAAAGUAUUGUUUCAAUGAAAAAAUAGUUCAUUCUUAG